Messenger RNA from Gilbertella persicaria, 1887 nucleotides. Its product is annotated as RFX DNA-binding domain-containing protein. Gene Ontology annotation, molecular function: RNA polymerase II cis-regulatory region sequence-specific DNA binding; DNA-binding transcription factor activity, RNA polymerase II-specific. The transcript is spliced from 8 exons. Lineage: Eukaryota; Fungi; Mucoromycota; Mucoromycetes; Mucorales; Choanephoraceae. The record is from RefSeq and is a predicted model, not a curated record. Gene Ontology annotation, biological process: regulation of transcription by RNA polymerase II. Bases 61 to 1719 code for a protein of 552 amino acids.
UUUUUUCUCUUUGUUUCUAUCUGUGUACGUGUUUUUAUUAGGAACCAUCUCUUUAUCUUUAUGACAUUAGUCUCUUCUGUUCAUUCUAAUAUGACAGCCAGUACCAGUGAAAACCCUAAAUCCAAUGAUAAUAACAACGAAGAGACCAGAGCCAAUAAAGAUCAGGACGUGUUGACUAUGAGUUCAAGUAACCCUGUUUCUUUAAGCGAUCCACUUGAAGCUUUAGAUCCCAAUAUUAUGGCUGACAAGGAAAGCAGUAUGCUUGUUACAGGAUGGGUUCGAGCAAAUUAUGUUGAAGAAAGAGAACAUAAUGUACCUAGAAAAGAUAUGUUUGAACAUUACAAGUCAUAUUGCAUUGCAAACAAACUACAGCCUGUCAAUUCUGCUACUUUUGGUAAGCUCUUGAGAGUUGUGUUUCCUGCAUUAAAGACCAGAAGAUUGGGUGUUCGUGGCCAAUCAAAAUAUCAUUAUUGUGGUAUUCGUGUCAAAAAUACCUAUGAUGCUAGUAGUCUGACAGGAACAAGUGAAAAUCAAGGGCUUAGAUCACCUGCUUCUGUCAGAGCAAAUACUUCUAUCAGUAUGACUCCUUCAUCAAGCAGUAGUUCUCCUUAUCAUGUAAACACAAGUACACAAGAACCGACUACUAUCCCUACUUUUGUUGUGCCUUUGAUCCCUCAUUACAGACACAAUCAUGAAAUUGAUCAAAACUUGGUCUCCUCAUUUACUUCUGCUUAUGAACGCCACUGUAGAGAAAUCUUUCAAUUAAUAUCUACUGGUCAAGUCCAGAAAGUCAGAAAUACAAUGCAAGACUUUUAUCAAGACAUGCCUGGUAAUUUUAUGCGCAUGAUUCAUUCUGUUCCUGAAAUUACAGAAUCUAUUUGGAGAUGGGAUUGCUCACUUUAUGAUGCUGUCAUUAAUAAAUUUCUGCCAACAGUCAAUCAUCCCCUUGCUCAAACAAUGGCUACUGUAUUAAGAACAUAUACAAGAGAAUUAAGAGAGUAUAUCGAGAACGCUUUGAUCAAAUUUCCCACCAGCUUAACUCAAAAGAAACUCGAUGUGGCUCGUAUUUUUUCGGCUAAAUGUCGUCGUCAACUUUCACUCAAUUAUGCAGCACAAACAGCUUCUACUGCAUUAAGCAGACAUGAACUCAUUAGUGUCAUGCGACAAGAUUGGGAACAUUUUGAUGUGGAUGGUAUUUUGGAUCAAACUUUAUGGGUUUGUGAUUGUGACAUUAAUGAAGUCAAGAAUAUAUUGCGUAUCGAAGUCCAUGAUUUGUUGAAUAACAAGCCAACCAUUGAGCAUUGGAUGGAAUGGGUUUCUACCGUAGUGGGAAGAUAUUUGAAGCGAUACAUGCCUUCUAAUUUAAAUGAAGCCACUCAAUAUCUCAUUCGAUCUAAACAGCUCUUAUUGAAAUGGAAUUACUAUACCACCUUGAUCAUGAAAGAAUUUACACUUCAACAAGCCCAAAGUUUUAUUUCUUUUCAUAAUUUACGCUUAUUUCUUGAUGAUUAUAUUUUGUAUCUUGUGGAAGAAAAUAUUGCUCAAGUCAACUUUAUGCUUACACAUCACCAACAACAACAACAACAACAACAGCAGCAACAACGUCAUAAGUCUGAUGAAGAAUCUUUUAUCAAUUACUACACAACACCUCCUUCUUCGGGCAUUGCCAUUGGCUCUGAUCUCACACAUAAAGAUCAUGGAUCCAAACAAGGUCUUUAAAAGUUGACACAUAUUUGCACACAGUACAUAAUUCAUAUCUCUUGCUUGUAAUAUAUUCAUUUAUUAUAUAUAUAUAUUCCCCCUUCCAUUUUUUUUUGGCUUUUUACCUUACUAUGAUUCCUAAUUGCUUAAUAAAAAAAAUCACCUUUUUGCAUUUCGUUUUCCCGC